Molecule: messenger RNA, 1473 nt
Organism: Myripristis murdjan (pinecone soldierfish)
Lineage: Eukaryota; Metazoa; Chordata; Actinopteri; Holocentriformes; Holocentridae
Gene: aplnr2
Product: apelin receptor 2
Exons: 1
Coding region: 1-1473 (490 amino acids)
Biological process (GO): calcium-mediated signaling; G protein-coupled receptor signaling pathway; neutrophil chemotaxis
Cellular component (GO): membrane; external side of plasma membrane
Molecular function (GO): C-C chemokine binding; C-C chemokine receptor activity
Source: RefSeq, a predicted model, not a curated record
AUGGACUUCCUCACGUCCCCUUCUCCCCCUCCCCACUUCCACUGUGACUACAGCGACUGGUCUCCCUCCUUCUCUAUCAUCCCGUCCGUCUACUUGCUGGCCUUCCUGGUUGGUUGCCUGGGCAACAGUCUGGUGCUCUGGGCCUACCUGGACCGAGCUGAUGGGAGGAGAACCAGGACUGGAGACGGAAUUGGAACAAGAGUGACAGCGAGACUGAGAAUGUUCUGCUGCAGUAAAAUUUUCCGAGCCAGUCGGGAGAACGUUGACGCUAGCAGAGUUCUCCAUGGGACGCUCUUUGAAAAGAACAAGGCCAGAUGCCCGAGUGCCACCAGGCAAAGCUACAGACCCUCCUCUCAGUCCUCCCACUCCUCCUCCUCUCCUUCUUCCAUCCCUCGCUCCUCUCGCUCACUCACGGACUCGCUCAUUGCUAGCUUAGCAUUAGCCGACCUGUGCUUCCUGGUGACCCUCCCUCUGUGGGCCGUCUACACGGCAAUGGGCUACCACUGGCCAUUUGGACAGCCGCUCUGUCAAAUCAGCAGCUUCCUCACCGCACUCAACAUGUACGCCAGCGUCUUCAGCCUGAGCAUGCUCAGUGUGGAGCGAUACUGGGUUCUAAUUGGACGGCGGCACUCAGGCCACCACGCCCAACAUGGCUGCCGCAGCAGGGCAGUGUGGAUAGUGGGCGGAGUGUGGGCACUGGCGGGUGUUCUGGCACUUCCUGGUUUGCUCCUGCGCUCCGUCAGGGAGGUCGAGCUGGAUUUAGGCCCUGAGGACGACUGGCAGAGAGAGACGACACAGACGCCCGAUUCCAGAGCUGUCCUCCUCUCCUGCCAGAUGGAUUACUCCAUUCUGAUUGAACCAGAACUGGACGAGGAACGGCGAGAACGGGCAGAGCUUUGGUGGACAGCGGCCUUGAGCCUGAAGUCAACACUGAUUGGCUUCCUGUUUCCUCUCAUCAUUCUGUUGGUGUGCUACUGCUCGCUGGCUCACCUCCUCAGCAGACAUUUUGGACGCGGGCCCCGUCCUGACCGCAGACGCCAGCGCAGGCUUCUCAGGGUCAUAGUUACUUUAGUGAUGGCGUUCUUCCUGUGUUGGCUGCCUUUGCAUGUUAAUAAAACUUUGUCCAUGUUGCUGGAGCUCGGUCUGCUUCCAUAUUCCUGUUCCUUUGAUCAGGUCUUACUUGCUGCUCACCCAUAUGUCACCUGUUUAGCUUACCUCAACUCCUGCCUCAACCCGCUUCUAUAUGCUGCCUGUGACUCCUCCUUCAGGAAGAGAUGCAGAGGAGCGCUGCUUGUGUUGUGCAAGAGGACUAGGAGAGGAGCAGAGGGGGCAGAGGGAGAGAAGGAGGGAGGAGAAGAGGAGAAGGAGGAGAGGAGCUCAGCUUUUCCGACAAAAACACAGGAGGAAACAGCAGAUAGGACAGAGGAGGGAGAGGAGGAGAAAAUGGAGGAGGUGAACAGCAGGAUGGCCUAG